Toxotes jaculatrix (banded archerfish) is the source of this 3125-nucleotide messenger RNA. It is a transcript of the gene macir, whose product is annotated as macrophage immunometabolism regulator. Lineage: Eukaryota; Metazoa; Chordata; Actinopteri; Toxotidae. Gene Ontology annotation, biological process: negative regulation of fibroblast migration; negative regulation of cytokine production involved in inflammatory response. Bases 115 to 768 code for a protein of 217 amino acids. The record is from RefSeq and is a predicted model, not a curated record. The transcript has 2 exons.
CGGAAGUGUUCCUCCUGUGGCCGUUGACGGAACACGGUGAGGGAGCGGAGGCUGGAGACCGCAGCGACGGGGGAGGGUUGAACACCGGAUCGUCCGCAGUCAAACAGUCAUUAUAUGUCAGUCAGGAUGGAAAUGGAUAUCAGUGGAGUGUCCAGGGCACACGUCUCCAUUCUUCCUGCAGCUGAGAUCAAAGCCACAUUGAAGCCAGAAGCAGAGAGACCUCGCUGUGCCAGCACCCCGUGCUCACCCAUCAGAGGAACUGUUGCAGGAUACCAGAUCCUGCACAUGGACUCAAACUACUUGGUUGGCUUCACCACUGGUGAGGAGCUGCUCAAACUGGCCCACAAGUGGUCUGAAGGCACUCCAGAGAAGGGCUCUGUAUCAGAGGCUGUGCCAAGCUCCAUCCAGAGUCCUGUCCCAAAAUCUGUGGACUUGGGCAUCCACCGGUCUUCACGAAUCUUCAAGGGCAAAAACCGCUACUAUCAACCCUAUGACAUCCCCGCCGCCAACGGGCGGAGACGGAGGCGCAUGCCCAGCUCGAGUGACACCUUCCUCAGGUCCCUGGCCCACGGGGAGACUGGGAGGGGUCUGCAUGCUCCACUACCCCUGUGUCUGCUUAAAGGAAAGGGGGCCCAGUCCAAGUCUUUGGACUACCUUAACCUGGACAAAAUUAGCAUCAAAGAAUCAUCAGACACUGAGGUGUUACAGUACCAACUGCAGCACCUCACCCUGCGAGGGGAGCGCAUGUUUACCAGAAACAAGACAUGAAAGCACAGCGGAAGGCCUUUUUUUAGGCGUCUUUCACCCUUUGGGGUUUUAGGUGCUAUUUCCAGCUUGAUUUCUUUCUACUGAGAUUAUAAACAGUUCUCUAAGAAGACAGUCUGAUAAUCUUGUUAUAUAAUUAACUGGGGGGUUUUACCUUGAACUGUACACGAAACGUUGUGAAGAAAAUCCUUCAGUUAGUCCUCACAUACCACGUAACGAGGCUGUUGAGGUAAAAGGAAAAAAAAAACAAAAAAACAAUGUGAAUUAUAUAAACUUAGCAAUAACUAGUGAACCUAUUUAUUGACGGUGUUGUGUGUUUGUACUGGUCAGAGACGCACUGAUAUAUCAGCUUACAGCUGAGAGAAGCACAUAUCACAUACUGUAUCAGCUUUAAAUGCACCAUUGCUAUCAGGCCAAUAAUAGUUUUACUGCUUAUCUGUGAGGAGUUGUGUUAAUGGGAGUUUUGUGGUUGUUUGUUUAUUUAUUGAUUUUCCGAUUGCGGCACUGCAAGAUAAUACUUUUAGUAUGAUGCUAAUUUAUUGAUGUCAUUCAAUAUCAGUGUGUUUUUAAACUUCUUAUUUACCAGAAGAUGGACAUCUGGGGAGAAAAAAAAACAACGUAUUGAUACUCCAUUAAAAAUCUGUUUAUUAAAGGGUAGGUAAAGCUAUGUUUAUUAGAAAAUCUUAAUACAAUACUCACAUGUCAUAUGCACAUUUAAAUGGGUAGUAGUUACUGUAAUCAUUCCCUCUGUCCAUACUGAUGCUUCUGUGAUCCCUUUUUUUAAUAUAUUGAAGUAUUUUCUGGCAUCUUUGACGUUACUUAAUAGUCAGCAUUAGAAUAGUGUCAGAGAGUUAUAGAUGGGAGGGAUGACAGAGGACUCAAACCGAGUACCUUUUGAUUAUGUGGCCAUCUCCUUAGACCAUUGGUCUUGUUGUGAUGCCCCAAAACAAUCCCUGCCCAAUGUGGGACUCCACUACAAUAUGUGGGGGAGAGAAUCAAGUUUCCUGAGGUUUCAUUUUUUGUUUUUUUUGUUUUGCUUCAGAUGAACUUAAGAAUGUAUUUUGGACUUAGAAUGAGGACGAGGUGGAUUUUCCCCUCCACCUCUUACUCCACUCCACAGCCACGCAUGGACAGGAUGGAUGGUUAUAGCAGUCAGUAACUCUUUCAGUCUACAUAUGACAAGUGUGUACGUUGUUAAAAUAAACUUCACUAUCCAACACUCAGCCCUGUAAGUUUGGCUGUUGUAACUUGAUCCUUCACAGAGAACCACUGCUUUAGCUUCACCUUGAAUCCAUGUUGGUAUCAGCAGUAACCUGUUUACAUGGAGGGAGCUAAGCAAACGUCUGUGGGAGCAUCAGCUCAGACAGACAGAUCAGAGUAGAGUAUCACCUCAGUCUUUUUCUUUUUUGCCUCUGUUUAUUGGUUAUUGUUGGUUGGGAAUAUGUUGGCUUUAGAAAACCAUAUUGGUGCAUCUCUAGUUUUGUAUAUUGGUUAUGGGUGCACAACAGUAUGUAUAGGUGUGUCUUUUUAAAUGAGUGUGUGUGUGCGUGUGUGUGUGUGUGUGUGUGUGUGUGUUUUCCCCUUACAGCUGGUUUCAUGGAUGCGUUUCCAAUGCCUCUACUGCAGAAAAAAAAAAGUUGUUUUCUGUACCUGAUUGCACUGUUGGACAUCUCUGGAAACGUCAGUGCACCUAGAUAUUGUCACCCACCCACGGCACCAGUUAGGUGUUCACAGUAAACGCUGCAAUAUUGUACAUAAGCAAGCCAUGUGAACACUUACAGUUCUGUGGAAAAAAACAUGUACACCCCUUGAGUUUGUGUAUAAUUUGUUGUUUGCAUUGAGAGGAAAUUGUGAUUUCAUUGUCUCGGAACUUGGGUGUUUUCUAUUCGACUAAAGAAAUAGAGAAUUCCAUCUAACAACUGAAGCCUCGGUGUUGAAUUUUUAUGUGAUAAUUGCAUCUAUCAAAUUGUUCUGUUGUAGACGUCUGAGAUAAAUUGGUACGGUGUGUGUUACUUUGAGCCCAUUCGUCAGAGAUCCUACUCAGAGGGGCUUUAAAUAUGUAUAUUAUAAAUAUUUUUGGAUAAGACGAUAGUCUUUCCAUUUUUAAUUCUGAAUAUAUACAUUUUUUGAAAAGGGUCUUGGUUCUAGAAGAUGUUUGAAUCUAUGUGAUGAACCUGAAUGUGAGAUCUAGUUAUUUUAAAUACUCGGGUGAAUAUCAUAACACAUCCAUGUCAGGUGAGUGUCCUGAUGAUCAGGAUAAGACUUUUUUGUGUUAGAUCAUCAGGUGGAGCAUGACACUUUCUCUGUAAAUGCAUUUCCAUCCACCUGCUUUUAUGCACAUGUUGAAUUUGCGCCCCCCC